CAAAGAUUAGUUGGCCAUACGUUUGUGACUCCAUUUCUGGGUUCUCUAUUCUGUUCCAUUGAUCUGAGUGUCUGUUCUUGUGCCAAGGAUAAGUAGAAUUUUAAUACAUAGAAAAGGAAGGACAUUCCAGGCAGAGGGAACAGCAUAUGCAAAACCUCAUGGUUUUGGUAUAUGCUAUGUGUGAGAACACAGCAAAACUGUUAUUAAGUUGGUAGGAAAUUAUCAAAGCAGAUUAAAUAUAGCAUAUCUUCAAGACUGAUGUUUUGAGUAUGUAUUCAUAUAGAUGAAUGAGGUAAAUACAUAAGACACAUUUCUGUCAGAAUCAAUUUCUUAUUAAGCUAUGGCAAUACAGAAUGCUUUAUCUUGUUUUUUCUACCUUUAGUAGCUGUGUAAACCACCUAUUCGUUUAUAAAAUGGAGAGACGUCUAAUAGCUUCACCAGAGUUACUCUACCUUAUAAAGUACUUAGAACAAUGCCUAACACACACUAAAAAAUAAUAGCUAAUGUUAGUUAAUGACCUUACAGAGUCAACUGGAAGUUGCUCCUAAUUUGUAGCUUUAAUUAACAAUAAUUAGCCUCUGAUUUUUUUUGUCCUGCAAACAUAAAUGCUUUAAAACGCAAGGUUUUUUUAGUGGAUCCAUGACAAAAGCCUGAAAAGUAGAUCAGAAACUAAUGACCACAUUUUGUCCCAUAGCCCAAGGCCAUUUUGGAGGAAGUGGCAAUCAUCGGAGCAAAGACAAACCCCAGGCUAUUUUUUGAAGCUUCAGAUGAGUAGAACUAAUCACAGAAAAGCUUGAAGUUUGCUGCUUUAAAGGCAGACAAGACCCGAUUGUUUAUGACAAACGGCUUGACCCACCACAGUAGCUAUUGCACACACCGAGGCUGGAAAGGCCAAAGCCACAGAUGAACUUCUGCCCAAUUCAAAGAUCCGGAGGCUCCUGGCUUUUGUGCAUAAACACACAAUGAAUGAAAGAAGCCCCUCAAGUCUGCAUCGGAAGCCCGUGCCUUCACUUUCCGUAAGUCCCAGCUCACGUGACAUUUCUUGCUUAAUUGCCCUUUAAACUGUUUUAUGGCUUUAUAGCAGCCUAUAAAAGGUGAUUUCCAAAUAUGACAAGUGCUGCAAGGCUGAAGGGGAGAGUUACCCUUCCCAAGAGAGGGGUGAGGAGCUGCCCGAGAGCGAGGCGCCAUGGGGCGAUACUCGGGAAGAAGCUUCCGGUUAGUCCUCCUGUGCGCGGUGAGCGUCCUCCUGUUUGUGAUGGAGCUGGUGAUCGCCCACAUAGGCAACUCCCUCUCCCUGGCCUCCGAUGCCUUCGCCGUCCUCUCCCACUUUGUUUCCAUGAUCAUUGCCUGGCUUGGCGUGAGGGCCAGCAGGAUAAAACGGCACAGGAAGAGCACUUUCGGCUUUCUCCGGGCAGAUGUGGUGGGAGCGUUUGGCAACUCCAUUUUUGCCGUGGCUCUGAUGUUCAGCAUCCUGGUGGAAGCUGUCAAGAGGUAUAUCGAUCCCCAGAAGACAGAGGAGCCACUGCUGGUUCUCAGUGCUGGAGUUAUUGGCCUCUUCUUCAGUGUCCUUAACUAUGUCACCUUGGACUGCUGUUACUGUACGGCACACAGGCCCCAGGGAGACACUAAAACAGGUGACUCUCUGAACACCCAGAAUGAGCCAGAAGAGACUAUGAAAAAGGAGAAAAAGUCAGAAGCCCUGAAUAUCAGAGGUGUCCUUUUGCAUGUGAUGGGCGACGCCCUGGGGUCAGUGGUUGUGGUGGUCACGGCCAUCAUAUUCUACGUGCGUCCCCUGAAAGGCGAGGACCCAUGUAACUGGCAGUGCUACAUAGACCCCAGCCUGACCGUCAUCAUGGUCGCCAUCAUUUUGUCAUCUGCCUUCCCACUCAUCAAGGAGACUGCUGCCAUUCUGCUGCAGAUGGUCCCCAAAGGAGUCAACAUGGAGGAGCUGAUGAGUAAACUCUCGGCCGUGCCCGGGGUUAGCAGUGUACAUGAAGUGCACAUCUGGGAGCUUAUAAGUGGAAAGAUCAUCGCCACCCUGCACAUCAAGUAUCGGAAGGACAGGGGCUAUCAGGAUGCCAGUAUGAAAAUUCGAGAAAUCUUCCACAAUGCGGGAAUCCACAAUGUGACCAUCCAGUUUGAGCACGUGGACUUGAAGGAGACCAUGGAGCAGAAGGAUCUGCUGUUGCUCUGUAGUUCACCCUGCAUCUCCAAGGGCUGUGAGAAACAGCUGUGCUGCCCGCCCGGGGCCCUGCCUCUGGCCCACGUCAAUGGCUGCGCAGAGCACAAUGGCUGUCCCCCUCUGGACACGUACCCAAGUGAUGGUCUCCGUGGACAAGUAACAAGAGAAGUGGCUAUUGAAGUAUCUUUGGACAGCUGUCUGAGUGACCAUGGACAAGCUCUGAGCAAAACUCAGGAGGACCAACAUUAUGUCAACAGCACACAUUUUUAAUCUUGUCCUGACGUACACAGACAGUAUAGACGAGGUGUUCGGGCUUGUGGAAGGACCUCUGUGGGCUGUAGGCACUGGUCAAAUUCAUGGUGUGCAUGCUCUGUGUUCAUCAACGGGCUGGUUGUUUGGGAUGUUAAUUGCACGUGUCUGUUAAUUUUUAUGUGACUGUGAACUCCUUUACGUCGUCCUGGGUAUCUCAUGCUGCUCUUCAACAAACUCACUGUUUUAGUUUGAACAUUUAUUUCAAAAAGCAAACCAUGCCAGCAUACGUAUCAGGGACAUUGAAGGCUGGGACUCAAUGGCUGUGGACACAGGAUUCAAAGUAGUUUUUGUUUUAAAGUGAUUAGAUUUUGUGGCUGACUCUCAGGUGAGCUCAUAGCCAAGUACAUCGAAAAAACUAAAGAACCAUGUUAGCUAAUGUUUUUUUCAUUCCAUCAUAAGAUCAUAAAAGAGGAAGGUUGGGUAGUCUUGUCACUGCAGAAUUUUUGUUCUUUGACUUGUUUUCAAAUAAAUGCAAAAUGAAUACCUACUAAAGUAGAAAAUAGUCUCAGAACAUCAAAGGAAGGAGAGGUUAUUGGGGGAAGACAGGAAGAAAAUGCUUCCUGACUACCUCUUCAUUUUGCAGGGUGGAGAGAAAACUAGUGUUUACUUUCUGCUGUGAACUGAACUACAACUAUAGGGUGCUUCAAAUGUUUAAUACACAAAUGCUUUUUUUUUUUUUUUCAUUUGGAAGUGUGGGAAUAUUUCUACUUCCUGAAGUAUGACACAAUACUUACAUUCUGUCUUGUAGAAUCAGUCCAGUUGGGAUUGUUUUCAUUUAUUGCUUAAUGACUUAUUUGUCCAAAUUUCCUUUGAGUCUUCUUUUAUAUGAUCAUGUGGAUAUAUGUAGCAUUUAUCAGGAGAAAAUGGAUAUUUCUGGGAGAGAAUAAUAUAUGAUACUGAGUAUUCCUUCCUGCCAAAAAUAAGCUGGAUUGACUUUUCUUCCAUUAGACAUAUUUUAAAGUAUUUAGUAGAGUUGCCAACUAGUAACUUCAUGGAAAAGUCUAUGUGUAGAGAGAGACCCCAAUGGGUUGCAAAAUUGACAACGAUCAUCUCUUAGGCUCUAGACACAGAGUCCUGUUGUAAAUCUGUGUGGUACUCCAACAGAAAUCCUGGGUUGGUAACGCAAAAAGCACCCACAUUUUUCAGCAUUAAUGCCGUUUAAACAAAUGUCUUAGUGUUCAUUCUUAGGCUGAAAUAAGUAAGCAUCUGUGAUCAGUAGGAUAAGAAUUUUUUUUCAUUCCUUGAAAAUUUAUUAUCUGAGUUUAAAUUGGCCAUGAAUUAGUCGAAUACGUUUUUGUCCCUAGGAGUUUGUUGGACUAGUCUAUAGAUAGUGUAUAGCCAAAAGAGGGGUAAAAUAUAAGACAACAUUUUUAUCUUUAAUCUUAAAAGUAUGGCAUGCACUCACAAAAAAA
Messenger RNA from Herpailurus yagouaroundi (jaguarundi), 3906 nucleotides. It is a transcript of the gene SLC30A10, whose product is annotated as solute carrier family 30 member 10. Gene Ontology annotation, biological process: manganese ion transport; intracellular zinc ion homeostasis; zinc ion transmembrane transport. Gene Ontology annotation, molecular function: zinc ion transmembrane transporter activity. Lineage: Eukaryota; Metazoa; Chordata; Mammalia; Carnivora; Felidae. The transcript is spliced from 5 exons. The coding region runs from base 1187 to 2452 and encodes 421 amino acids. Gene Ontology annotation, cellular component: membrane. The record is from RefSeq and is a predicted model, not a curated record.